CUGCUCAUUUUGUACAUUAGUCGCAUCCAUUUCUAUUUUUAGACUUGGAAAACAUAUAGUUGGAUCUUCUCAGAAGAACAGAAAAUGAGUAUUAGCUCUACUGGAAAUCGUCUAAGUCGAAAUCUUUUAUCAACAUUGCCAAAAUACCUGUUUGAUCUUCCACUUAAAGUUUUGGUAGUCAGUAAUAAUAAGCUGGUCUCCAUUCCGGAAGAAAUUGGGAAGUUGAGAGAUCUAAUGGAAUUGGAUGUUAGCUGCAAUGAACUUCAGGUCCUUCCCCAGCAAAUAGGAAAACUACAGUCACUUAGAGAAUUAAACAUAAGAAGAAAUAAUCUCCAUAUGUUGCCAGAUGAAUUAGGAGACCUUCCCUUGGUAAAGCUGGAUUUUUCUUGUAAUAAAAUUACAGAAAUUCCAAUUUGUUACAGGAAGCUACGUCAUUUACAAGUAAUAGUUUUGGAUAACAAUCCAAUGCAGAUACCACCAGCACAGAUAUGUUUAAAGGGUAAAGUACAUAUAUUUAAAUUCCUCAGCAUUCAGGCGUGCCUCAGAAUAGAUAAAAAACCAGAUUCUUUGGAUCUUCCAUCACUGGGUAAACGAAUCCCCUCCCAGCCACUCACAGACAGCAUGGAGGACUUUUAUCCCAAUAAAAACCAUGGACCAGACUCUGGCAUUGGAAGUGAUAAUGGGGAUAAAAGGUUGUCCGCAACAGAACCAUCUGAUGAUGAUACAAUCAGCCUUCACUCCCAGGUAUCAGAAUCAACAAGGGAACAGACAUUAAGGAACGACAAUCAUGUGGUGGGAAGUAAACUCGAUCCACAGAAAGACCAGGAGGUGUAUGAUUAUAUUGAUCCGAAUGCAGAAGAGGGAGCUGUUCCUGAGCAAGGAGAUGCACAGAUUGGACCAUUGCUGUCUUAUAUGAAGGACCGGGGGAAGCAUCCUGAGAAAACCCAGAAGACGCAACGGAAUGAAGAGUGGGGAGAUGAAAAAAGACUUCAGAAAGAACAGCUCCUGCCUGAAGAAGAUGAUGAAAUCAAAGAAGUGACUGACCUGAGGAAAAUAGCAGCUCAGUUACUGCAGCAAGAACAAAAACACAGACGAAGGCCAUUAAGCUAUAGAACUUCAUUCAGUGAAAAACUCUUCCAGAGGACAAGGGCGGCAGGACGUGCAUCAAGGCUUCUUAAUCAUUCAGCUUCAGUAAGCACGAGGAACAGACCGAAGCAGCCAAUGGAAUCUGAGAAAUGUGUCUCAACAGAUGAAGGGAAUUCUCCGUUGUCUCCAUACAGUUGGCAGCCAUUGGAAAACCAGAAGGAUCCAAUGGAUGAGCAGCAGUGGCCAGAAACACAGCCAGUGAUUUGGCAGAAUGAAGAAAGAAGGAGAAGUAAACAAAUUAGAAAAGAGUAUUUCAAGUAUAAGUCUUCCAGAAAGAGUUCAAGUGGGAAUGAAAAUGAUGAGCAAGACAGUGAUAAUACUAAUGUGUCCCCACAGUCUCCUGUGUCGUCUGAGGAUUAUGAAAGGACAGACAGUAACACUCAUGGUCCAUUUGGUCUCAAACCAAGGUCAGCUUUUAGCCGUACAUCUCGCCAGGACUAUGGAGCAGUGGAUCCUGGAUUUACAAUGAGGAGGAAAAUGGAGCAUUUAAGGGAAGAAAGGGAACAAAUAAGACAGCUUCGGAAUAAUCUUGAAUCAAGGUUAAAAGUAAUUUUGCCAGAUGAUAUUGGAUCAGCAUUGAUGGAUGGAGUCGUUCUUUGCCAUUUAGCCAAUCACAUAAGGCCACGUUCCGUUGCCAGCAUUCACGUACCAUCGCCAGCAGUGCCUAAACUCAGUAUGGCAAAGUGCCGAAGAAAUGUUGAAAACUUUCUUGAUGCUUGUAAAAAAUUGGGCGUUCCACAGGAAAGACUUUGCUUGCCUCAUCACAUACUGGAGGAAAGGGGUCUGGUGAAAGUUGGCCUCACAGUUCAAGCUCUGCUUGAGUUACCUACGUUGAAACUCUCUCAGCUUUCCUCCAUGUAACAUGACUUCUUGGAAGCUAAGCAACUUACCAUUCAGUCUGUUGAUAUGGAUUGCUCUGGGGCAAUUUAGCUUCCUAAAUUGGAACAUCCAAGCCAUCAAAAACUAAUGUGUCCAGAUGCUAUAGAGAGCCUUACUUUGGAGUUAUACAUAAAACCUGGGAGUCAGCUGACAGUUAACAGAACAUACUGAUUUUUUUUUUGUUUGUAACUGGAUGCACAAAGAGGUUGAAGUUCUCUUUCCAGUUAACAUGAGUCAAAAGCUGCCGUAAAAGCUGCUGUAACAUCUCCUGAUGUUACAGUUAAAAGCUGAAUUUCUUUUUCUACAUUGAAAAUGUUGUUUGAAUUUCUUUAGAAGUACAAAACCCAAACCCCUUGCUUGAAAGAUUAAAGUCAAUCAUUUGAUUUAAAGGUAAAACAAAAAUGUAGCAUUGGUAUGAUAGUAAAAAUCUGAGUUGACUGAUCCCAUGUAAUCCACUUCUAAUACUCUUUCAGAAAGCUUAACCUUUGAGUUCUUUAUUUCUUGCACUCCUGAUGGUAACUUACACACUUCUAACAUUGCCAGUAUGUAGUCUGAGUUUAUGGUAAUUAUACAAAACAGUAUUGAAUGGGAAAAAGAACACGUUUUGAGUUUUUCCAGUCUUCUAGGUUGGUGCCAAAUAUUUUUUUCAGUUGUACUGUAGAUUGUUUACAUGUGAAGUGCCUGUGUAAUUGAUAACUCUUAACAGUCUUAAACAUUUUUGCAAUUUCUUUGUUUAAAAUAGAUACAAUGGGAAUUUUUAAAUAUUUUAAUAGUUUUUUGUAAAGUCAGUUUGUGAAGAUUUAAAUAAUACUUCACUCUUUUGAUGUUGGAUGUUUUAAGUUUGCACAAUUUAAUUGGUUAUUUUAUUGUCUAAUGAUUAGAAAAUACUGUAAAUACAUUUUAUUUAUGAUAUUUAAUUUGAUACGUAAUCACUUUUGUUUUAAUGUAUUGUUGGACAAAAAAGGUUGUCUGCUUUCCUUUGUUUGGGACAAACAGUGACGUACAUGGUGAGUAAGACGUAAGGAUUAGCGAUGCAGACAAAGUAAUUUAGGACAUUUUUGAUAAAACUGCCAAAAUCUCAGGUUUAUGCUAUGACUUUCAGAAUUUUAUGUAAUAUUGUUCCUGAUCUCACAUUACAUUUUUACAACAGGUAUAUCCAUAAUUUAGUUGAAAAAUAUCAGUGUUAGGUGUUUAUUUUUAGCGUUUACAGGGUUUACUGUAGAACUUACAAAAGUGAGUGGCAUAGCACACAAAUCGGUUUGUACAAAUGUCACUGUGCUGAGACAUUAGACUUUCCUGGACAAAUGUGGAAAAAAGAAAUUCCCACAGUGGUAGUUGUUUGAAACUUCCGGGUAUAUAUACUCGUUUGCUUCUGCACAACUUCUCAGUGUUUUGAGAACGUUCUGUAACCAUAUGCAAUUGAGUUCCUCUCCAAAAAAGUUGCAAGUCAUUUAGUAAUUUUAGUAAUAAGUCUGUUUGCAUUAGUUGUUCUUCAUAAAUAGGUAGCUCAAAAAAAAAAAAGAAGAAGAGGGGAGGGGUGGGGGAAGAUCUUAGGUUCCGACUGUGUCACUGAUUUUUCUGGUUUAAGCUGUUAAUUUAGAUUAAGGGAUAUGUUUGCCAAGUGUGUAACAAAAUUUAAUUCUGUUCUUGCCAAUUGAUCCAGAAACCAUUUGAUAAAAUUCAUAAAAGAAUGAGGGAGGGGUAUCACUUACUCCUUAUUUCAGUUAUAAUAGUCUUUAGUUUUUUCUCUCAACUUCUGAUAUUAAACUUCCAGUUAAAAGAUUUUUAAAAUAGUGUAACUUUAAAAAAAUGCAGUAAAACAGACUGAUUCGUGUGUAGUAAUUAAAAUACACUAUUGUUCAUAUAGUGUAUUCUCAAAGUGCGACUCACUGAAAAGUUAGUUAAAACUUAAUCUGCAAAGUCAUCAUUAUAAAUUGUUGGUUACAUAAAUAUUUGCUUAAGGAAACUGGAUUGCCUUGACUUUGAAACAUGCUCGUUUGUUUAUUGCUAAUUGUUUUUUCAAAUCAUUCACAUAAAAUAGAGCUAUAAGUUUUAAAAAUGAGUAUCUUUCACUAAAGGCAGUAUCAGAAGUCUUGCUAAGACUAAAAUGAGUAAGCUUAAAGUAAUUCACUAAGCUAGAUUCUUCUUGGUGUCUCUGCCGCACUUGUAGAACGUAACCAUUUUUAGAAUGGUUUGUUGUCUUUCGGUUCCUUGCUACGAUACUUGACUACAAAAACAACAAAAAGUGCUCUAUUUUAGUGUGGUAGCCACAGACUUGCGAACUGUAAAGAAAUUAAAUUUUUACCUAGAUUAUAAAGACUAGAACAGAUUUACACUACUAUUUCAUUGUCAUAUUUUUAAUGUGUUCUGGUCUUGAAGUAACGCUUUAUUUCUUCCAAUUAGAGCCAAAUUCAUUCUUGAUAGCUUGCUGACUACAGUGAUUUUUUUUUCAUUUAUUGAUUAUUUUUCAUUUCUUGGAAAAAAAAAAUAAUUAUAUGUCAGGGGCAUUAUAGUUAUCAUCACGAUGUAAACGCUAAGAAUUCUCUUGUAUGCCAGCUGCUUACUGAUUUUUCUUUUUUUAAACUUAUCCCAUUAUUUCCUAAAUAACUUGAAAAUUACCAAUGAAGUACUCAUUUUGAAUUAUAUCUUUUAAAUUGAAAAUGACUAAAACAACUUUUUUUUUUUUUUUAAGGCGUUCUGGUGUUCUUCCAGGCAAACUUGCUAGAAGCAGUCAUGCUUUGCCAUUUUUUGGAAAUUAUGGCACUCUUCAUGCUUUCCAGCAGACAUCAUGGGAAAAGGAUAAUCAUGAUUCAUACAGGAUUUCCUUUCUAGCAUUGCAAAGAUAAAGGCCUUCCAGUAUUCACAGGAGCAGUUUGAGGAGCGGUCCAGCAUGUCUGGAUGAUUCUUUACUCAUCUUUCCUUAGCUGCUUUCACAAAAGCUCUAAAGCCAUGCUACAAUUAGCAAACAACUGCAAAAGAGAUACUAAAAAAGUUGGUGCAGCACUCACUUUUAAAAUGGCCAGUGGAAAUACUUGCUGUCUUCCCUAUAUGAGAAUUCGCCUACUGUCCCCUCUCCCUUUCCAUUUGAUCCCAGCAUCUCUUUCUUUCGUUUUCUCUUUGUUCACAGAUCCUGUAAUUUCACUUUGUUUGUUACUGUAUACUCCUCUGCCCACUCCCUCUUUACUUUUUGUAAGAGAAUAUUGCUCCAGUGGCAAUAGUGAACUACUGUGAUCCCAAAAUCCCUGCUCCCAACAUUUGGUACAUUUGAGAUAACCUUUUUCUAUUUUGUUUAGCAUAUAAAGUGAUUACUUAAUAUUUGGCACAGCUGAUGGGGGUUUUUAAAGCGUUUAUCAGAGGUCUGCCAAAUUCCUAUUGGGGUCAUUUGAGGUUUUUACUUUUGACUUGAAGAAAGGACAACUUUAAAAGCUUUAGGAAAAUUCAUUAAACUUUCCUAAUAAAUAUAAGAGUUACUAGGGUGCUUUUGUUAUUGUGAAUGCUAUACAAAGUUAAUGCAAUAAUGCAAUAGGAAACUGUAAAUUACGGAGUGAAUCAGCUUAUUGACAGAGGGCUUCUGGCCUUAUGUGGUUUUUUUUUCCUAUUUCUUAUGUCGCUGGAUGUUUGAAUGGCUGCACUAUGUCACACGUGAAUGAUCUUUCCUUUAAGCAAUAAUGUCCCAGAUAUUGUGAGAUCUUAAAGUAGUGGCAUUAAAAUGUUUGUUUUAGAGUUUGGUGACUUCACAUGCAGUAUCUCAGAAAUGCUUCUCAGCCAUUAUAUUAUAUAGCUAAUUCUGUGUGCUAGUUGGGGUAUUGCAGAGGAUCCAGGAAACCCAAUUAUACCCCUAUAGCUGAAGAUCUUCAAAAAUACAACUGAGAAUGAAAGUAUCAUAAAACGUAGAGGAAUACAUCUGAAGCAGUAAAUAAACUUAACUGUGACAUGAAUAAUCAUAAAUUCUGGGUAAAAUCCUAGCUCCACUGAAAUCAGUGUAAGUUUUGCUGUUGACUUCAGUAAAGAUUUCGCUCUCCUAAUUUAUAGAAAACCGAAGCUGCAGACCAUGGCCAAUGUGGUUUGCUUAAGCUUGUUUGACUUGAGCAAAGCUUUAGUUUAGAAAUUCUUGGCAGUAGUGUUUUGCAGGGACUGUUGUAAGCUAACAUAACUCUAAAAGAAAUGACUAAAAUCAGUGAUCUCUGGUAAAUCAAAGGCAGCUAUAAAACAUUACAUUGAUCUGUUUAUUUAAAAAUAUUCUCAUGUGCUAUAAAAAAUAUUAAGAUGGUAGGAAAAAUUACUCCGAAGCACAGUGUUCAUACUCUGGAAAGCUAUGUAGCCUCAGUGAAAGUACAGGUGUGAGGACUACUAUCAGGUUUUUUUGUUGCUCUGAAAACGUUCUUAUUUCAAAUAUAUUGUGAUUUAGCAGCAGUAUUUUCAGAUUAUUGACAUAAAGCUGUGGCCAAAUUUAAACCAAAAUUGAAAAGACCUGGGUUGUUUUCCACUAACCAAAUUUGCACGUUUCUUCUCAAUAACGAAGAAGAGAGCAAAGCUUCGGCAUUACUUCCUUUUGCUAGUUUCUUAAAUACUUGUGCAAAAGGUAGCUCUUGUAUACAAUAGGGCUGCUGUCUUCCUGACUGAGAAUAAAUCUGUGUACCAAUGCAGAGAUAAGCACAUUAAUAAUGUACCAAAGCUUAGUCCACUGAUGGGCAAAAAAAUCAGUCAACCUUAACUUAAACCAGUGUAUUUUUCACUCUCUGAAUUGUGGAUUUCAUCUUAAAGCACUUAAAGCAGUAGUUUUUGCAGCAUUUUUAGCACUUCCUCUAGAUAGGAGAUGAUUUUGUAUUGGUAAACCAAAUUUAUUGUUUUCCUCACUAAGUCAGGGCAGUAGAUGUGUUUCCGUUGAGAAGUACAUCAUGCUAAACAGUGACCUUUACAUUCUUCAAAAAACAAACCAACCAAACAGAAAUCAUUGGUGAAAUACUUCAUGUUUACAGAUGACCCUUUUGAAUUAAAAAACAAACAAACAAACAAACCAUGAUCUGCAAUUGGAAAGGAGGAGGAGAGGGCGCUCCUUGUCCGAGGAGAAGGCACUCUCUGAUUUCAUAGUGAAUAACUUUACAAUGAAGGGACUUUAGGAAAGAAUUAGUAGAGAAAGGAAUACGUGAUUUCAAACUACUGUACCUUAAGGAAAGCAGGCCAGUUGCUGGAGGAUCCUUAGUACUCAGAGCUGUCUGCACAAGUUACGGUCAUGAGAGUCCUCGUGAGGCAAGGAGCCCCGGAGCGUGUGUCAGGGCUCGCCUGCGUGGUCCCUGUGCGACGUCUCAAGGGAACGUCCUUCCGCCUAGUAGGCUGCAGAAUUCUUUUAAAAAAAAAAAAUCUUUGGAAUCUAAACAAACACACUAAGAAAAGCAAUAAUAUUUUUUAAGAGUAAUAGAUAAGUAGGCAUUUGCCAAUGUUUAACUUCCACCAGCAAAUCCUGGUGUAGUGGGCUGGAGAGAAAGCUUACUCUAGGAGCUAGAGAACGUCACUGACUGAAAAUCUGCACCAUGCCUCUAACAGAUUAGCGUAUGUUGUCCUGUCAAAAAAGAGAACAAAAACAGUAAUAGGGUUUUCCACCUGGACAACAUACUGUGGCAUGUACAAAUGGAGGAAAAUGCAAACUGCCAUUUUUUUUAAUCAGGAAUUUUAUGGCACGAUCUUAUGGAAACAUAAAUAUGAAAGUAAAAUCUAUUCUUCUCCUGGAAAGAAAAAAAAAUCCUGUUGAUUUUGACUGUUAAAAUAGAGAGGAUUUCUGAUCAACUUAAUAUCAAUUUAAACUUGCCCCUGUACUGGGGUAGUUCUGACUCAUUCAGCUUUGUUUUGUUUGUCUUAAAUAUUUCACAUAGUACAAUUCCGACAGUAUAUUACUUAAAAUUGUGAUUAUAUGUUGUAUUUGUUCCAUGGUUGUUUUAGACCUACUUUUUCUGGAAAAUGUGGGAGGCAAAGGGGAUUGCUAUAAGUCUACCUAAUCAAUUUCUAUGGAAGGAAAAAAAGUUGUAAAAAUGAUGAUAUCAGGCAUUUUCAGUUCAAAUAUUUUAUAGACAACUACAUUUUUAAAGGAGUACAUUUUAAAUGUCUUCUAUAUAUGCUUCAGAAUCCUGAUCUUUUUAAAUAAAAAAAAAAAAAAAAGCCUUUCAUGACUCCUUUAGUCUGUUAGCAAUUUGGAGAAGAAUUGGAUAUUGGAGAAGAUAUUGGAGAA
Molecule: messenger RNA, 8248 nt
Organism: Struthio camelus australis
Lineage: Eukaryota; Metazoa; Chordata; Aves; Struthioniformes; Struthionidae
Source: RefSeq, a predicted model, not a curated record